Messenger RNA from Perognathus longimembris pacificus (Pacific pocket mouse), 612 nucleotides. Its product is annotated as chromobox protein homolog 3-like. The coding region runs from base 26 to 493 and encodes 155 amino acids. Gene Ontology annotation, biological process: negative regulation of transcription by RNA polymerase II; chromatin organization. Gene Ontology annotation, cellular component: pericentric heterochromatin; nucleus. Lineage: Eukaryota; Metazoa; Chordata; Mammalia; Rodentia; Heteromyidae. The record is from RefSeq and is a predicted model, not a curated record. The transcript has a single exon. Gene Ontology annotation, molecular function: chromatin binding.
AGGCCCUCAAAUCUGGACUUAAAAAAUGGCCUGCAAGGAGACUACACUAGGAAAAGGAAGGAAGAAACAGAAGAGAACACCUGAAAAAGUUGAAGAAUUGGAGCCUGGAGUAUUUGAGGUAGAGAGAGUAGUGAGCCGUCGUGUACGAGGUGGCCACGUUGAAUAUUUGCUGAAAUGGAAGGGCUAUCCAGAUGAUCAGAAUACUUGGGAACCUGAAGAAAAUUUACAUUGUGCUGAUUUAAUCACAGCCUUCAUCAAUUCAGAUGAAUCUGGUUUACCUCCUAGUGAAUUUGAAGAUAGAAAUGGUUUUGCUAGGGGUCUAAAACCUGAAAAAAUCAUUAGAGUCACAGAUAUGUUUGGAGAAUUGAUGUAUCUCAUGAAGUGGAAACAUGUAGAUCAAAUAGAGUUGGUGCUGGCAAAAGAAGCUAAUGUGAAAUGCCCUCAACUUGUCAUUGCUUUUUAUCAAGAGAGACUAAAUCUGGGUGGAAAUUGAAACGCAAUAAAUGCUCACAUUGGUUGAAAUAUAUUCAUUAAACAAUAUACAUGUACCAUCUGAAUCUUGUGUUAGCAUUAAUGUUGUGAAACAACUACAUUCUAAUAAAAUCAAAUUUG